CUUGACAUGGGAUUGAAACUAAGUAGAAGAGCAUCAGGCAGACAGCGAGGAUUCUGUAGUAAGUUUCUGCGGAGGCAGUCAAGGGACAGUCUCAAGCAUAGAAGAGCUAAUGUCUAUGGUCUUCAUGCUCAAGAUCGUGUACUGGAGGAAGAAGCCCCAAAGAUGUCAGAAACCAGCCCAUCAUUAAAAUUUUCCUCUGGGCAGCCAUUUCCAUUAGGUGUGUCAGAGGAUGAUAAUGGAAUCAAUUUUGCUAUUUUUUCACAGCAUGCAAUUGCAGUCACACUCUGCUUAUCAUUUCCCGAGAGAUCAUAUCACAGGGAUAAGGUGGGAAGGCCAAAUGAUGAAAUGAUUGAACUGGCUCUGGAUCCACGUCUAAACAGAACUGGAGAUGUUUGGCACAUAUGUAUAGAGGACUUGCCUCGAAGCAAGAUUCUCUAUGGUUAUCGCAUGGAUGGUCCUCAAAAUUGGCAUCAAGGGCAUCGAUUUGACAGCAGCAUUGUUCUUAUAGAUCCUUAUGCCAAGCUUGUUGAAGGACGCCAGUAUUUUGGAGACCCCAACCAUAGAUUUACAAAAUUUCUUGGAACUUAUGAUUUUGAGAGUCCAGAUUUUGAUUGGGGAGAUAACUACAAGCUACCAAACAUACCUGAGAAAGAUCUUGUUAUAUAUGAGAUGAAUGUUCGUGCAUUCACAGCUGAUGAAUCUAGUGGCUUGGAUCCAAGUAUUCGUGGCAGCUACCUUGGAGUGAUUGAGAAGAUUCCACACCUUUUAGAGCUUGGUGUUAAUGCAUUGGAGCUACUGCCUGUCUUUGAAUUUGAUGAGUUGGAGUUUCAGAGGCGUCCAAACCCAAGAGAUCACAUGAUCAAUACUUGGGGCUAUUCAACCAUAAAUUUCUUUGCUCCUAUGAGUCGCUAUGCCAGUGGUGGUGGUGGAGCUCUUAGGGCUUCAAGGGAGUUCAAAGAAAUGGUUAAAGCCUUGCAUGGUGCUGGCAUAGAGGUCAUUUUAGAUGUUGUUUAUAAUCAUACCAAUGAAGCCGAUGAUGAAAACCCUUACACCACUUCAUUUCGUGGCAUAGAUAAUAAGGUUUAUUAUAUGGUGGAUUUAAAUAACAAUGGCCAGUUGCUGAAUUUCUCUGGCUGUGGGAACACAUUAAACUGUAAUCAUCUUGUUGUACUGGAACUAAUUCUUGACAGCUUAAGACACUGGGUUACUGAAUAUCAUGUGGAUGGAUUCCGAUUUGACCUUGCCAGUGUACUUUGUCGGGGAACAGAUGGAUCUCUGCUUAAUGCUCCACCUCUUAUUAGGGCAAUUGCCAAAGAUACUAUCCUAUCGAGAUGUAAAAUAAUUGCUGAGCCAUGGGAUUGUGGAGGUCUAUAUCUUGUGGGAAGAUUCCCAAACUGGGAUAGGUGGGCCGAAUGGAAUGGAAAGUACCGUGAUGACAUCAGAAGAUUUAUAAAGGGUGAUUGUGGCAUGAAGGGAAGCUUUGCUACUCGUAUCUCUGGAUCUGCUGAUCUUUACAAGGUCAAUAAACGCAAGCCUUACCAUAGUGUUAAUUUUGUCAUUGCACAUGAUGGUUUCACUUUGUACGAUCUUGUUUCGUACAAUUUUAAGCACAAUGAUGCUAAUGGAGAAGGUGGAAAUGAUGGGAGCAAUGAUAAUUUCAGCUGGAAUUGUGGUUUUGAAGGGGAAACUGAUGAUCCUAAGGUUAAAGCUUUGCGUUCCAGACAAAUGAAGAACUUCCAUUUGGCAUUAAUGAUAUCGCAGGGAACUCCAAUGAUGCUAAUGGGAGAUGAAUAUGGGCAUACUCGUAAUGGGAACAACAACAGCUAUGGUCAUGAUAAUGCCAUUAACAAUUUCCAAUGGGACGAGUUGGACCAAAAGAAGAGUAGUCAUUUUAGAUUUUUUGCAGAGGUGAUAAGAUUUCGCCGGAGUCAUCAAGUAUUUAGCCAUGAAAACUUUAUUAGCAAAAGUGAUGUUACAUGGCAUGAGGAUAACUGGGACAAUUAUGACAGCAAAUUUCUUGCGUUCACGCUUCAUGACAAGAAAGGUGGAGAUAUAUAUUUGGCAUUCAAUGCACAUGACUUUUUUGUUAGAGUUUCAAUACCUCCACCACCAGCAAGGAGGCAUUGGCUUCUUGUGGCGGACACAAAUCUCGAGUCUCCGAAUGACUUUGUCCCUGAAGGUGUCCCAGGCAUAGAAGGCAUCUACAAUGUGGCCCCUUACUCUUCAAUUCUUCUUGAAGCUAAAUAAUGAGUCAUGAACCUGACCUAUCUGCAUAUUACACGAGCACUCCAAGAUUUUUUAUCUGCUAUAUGAGAUACAGGUUUUCUGGGAUCAUUUCGGUAUCAGGUAUUUCUAAGACUAAGGAAAGAGAUCUCUCUUUUGGGUAAAGAAGGAAGAUCAAUCUACAUCACAAAUUGAUGAAACAUUAACAGUUUUUAGACUUUACGCGCACUUAAUUAUAUAGUCAACUUUAGAGGCUUGUCUUUCCUUGGUAGUGAAGAUCUGAAUUGGUAAUGCAAA
Messenger RNA from Carica papaya (papaya), 2520 nucleotides. It is a transcript of the gene ISA3, whose product is annotated as isoamylase 3. Lineage: Eukaryota; Viridiplantae; Streptophyta; Magnoliopsida; Brassicales; Caricaceae. Gene Ontology annotation, molecular function: hydrolase activity, hydrolyzing O-glycosyl compounds. The record is from RefSeq and is a predicted model, not a curated record. Gene Ontology annotation, biological process: carbohydrate metabolic process.